AUGGCUACGAUAGUUCAUCGUCAGGCCCUUGCACCUCGGCCGGUCAACGACAGCACGCCCCAGCGACUCUCAGGCAGUGCAGGCCCCGGGAGCUCUCAUAGUCUCAAACGAGCUCGUGAAGACGACGGAGAGGACGUGGUCGCAUCGAGGAUCUGCAAAGCGCUCCCGGGCGAGCCUCGACACAUCAGUGAUACACUCCGGGCAAUCGCUCCAGAGACCAAGAUAGCUGCGCUCGAGCUCACUCCCCGUCCUAUGAAACCAGCUCAUACAGUCGCAAAAGUCGAUAAGCAAGCUGACCGAACAACCGAGGAUAAGCUUACGAAGGGAAACCGCACGUCGUCGAAGAAGACGCGUGAGGAAAAGGAAAAAUCUCAUGCCGCAAGACUCGCUGCUGAAGAAGAAUUCAGCUCCAAGUAUCGAAGCGCGUUUCCCUCUUGGAAAUUUUACUUCGACGGAGUUCCCACAGCAGCAGUAGCAACCGCAACUAAGCGUAUCGAGUCGUUAGGAGCGGUCGUAUCAACCGUCCUCUCCAAGGAGGUCACGCAUUUCAUCAUCCCGACUAAGCUCGAGAAGGAAAAUGGAAAGUCGCAGAAAUCUCUUGUUGUUCCGAAAACAACGACGACGCUUCGAAGUCCAUUUGAGCUGAAAAUCUCGCCUGAUGCAGUCGAAAAGGCAAAACAGUGGGGUUUGAAAAUGUGGGAUAUCGCAAAGCUCGAGUCCGUCUUGGACAGAACCCUCGCUCGUCCGUCCAAGUCUGAACCUACCACGACCACGACAGCAGCAACGCACACUGCCUCUCAAAAGCUGGCCCUCGCAUCCGUCGUUCCCAAGAAUCCCUACGGCACCCUUGGUGUGUCGAAAGCUCCCAAAGCGCAAGGCCAUGGCGGUACCUGGCAUCUCCCUCCACCGUCUAAACGACCAAAUGCUGCAUCCGCUUCCCUUGCAAGUCUACUUGCUACGGAAAAGGCGACAAACAUGACCCUCGAACGCGAUCCCAAUUCCAGGAGGCAUGACUACACCUACUUUAACAAACUCGCCGCCUUCCUCAUCGUCGACUCUACCAACAUCGAUUAUCAAGGCGUUGGUCGCCUCGAGUUCGAAGCCUCCAAACCCACGGUCACUCUCCCCCUCAAACUCUCUUUUGGCGGACCAGGCGUCAACGAAAAUCGAUCCGCCUUUGUCGCCGCUCACAAGGGACAGAAUGGUCACCUCGAUUACCCUAUUCUCUACAUGGAUCACCGCAUGCGCUGCCCUUUUCAACCGUACAACCAACGAGUUGAGCAAAAGGAACGUCGGGCCGACGCUCGAGACAAAGCCUACGUAGAAGACCGACAACAGAUCAUUCGCUACGUUCGCGCAUAUAAACGACAUAACGAGUCACUCAAUCGUACCGUCGACCUCCAGCAACUCGUGUCCGAGGCCAUUGCUGCGCUCAGCCCUGCGACUGGCGAAACUCCCAGCAAGGCCAACGUCACUGCAAAGCUCGAUGGUCACGCCCCGGCUAGCACUAAUCCCGACAAGGACCGAGCAUCUGGCUUCAUGCGCUCCACGGCCAACCAAGAGAGUUUGGCAAGCAUGGCCAGUGUGACCAGCCUCAGUGCCGCUACCGGAGUCCCAACGACGAUGUCGCACCCCACCACUGGCUACUCAUUCUCCCAGUCUGGAGGAAGUUGGACGAAGCAUGUCGGUGCAGGUGGCAUUGUUCCCAACUUUAGCGGUGUUCGACAUGCUACGCAGGUCGUGAUGAAUCGUGGCGCUUUCGCUGCUGAAGCAGCCCCCGAAGCUCCAGUUUUGAUCGCUAGGACGAAGACGGCGGAUGACUUGACCGUCAAGGCAGCUCGCACUGGUGGAGACCCCACAUCUAUUCGUCGUACCAAGAGCUUGGCUACGAUUCAGAAGACUAAGGAGUCUCAACCUGUGCCGACGAAAGAGGCGGAGAAGAAGCAGCUCGGCCUCUGCGAAUGCUGCAAGGAACAAUACGAGUCGCUGGCCGAGCACGUGCAAAGUCAUCGUCAUCGCAAAUACGCUUGUGACCCUCGUCGCUGGGGUGAAGUUGACGCCAUGGCGAAGAAAUUAAGACGAUAUCGCAAGUCUGAUUGGGAGGGCAUCAAUCAAUAUCGAGAGAACCUUCGCCUACAAAUCUUUGCUGCUCAUGGCCGUCCUCUCGAUGGGAAUGAUGCUACGCCCGGAGAAAUUCGCUUGACGAAAUCGAUUUCCAUUGCAGAGGCAGUCGCAUUGGACUCGACACCCGCCACUGGCAAGGCAAGGUACCCUUCUUCGGCGAUGAAAACGCCGAUCAAGCCAAUCCAGAUUCACGGCUGUGAAGUGAUUGACUUGACAAUCUCCACGUCAACUGCCGCCGUCGCCGCACCUAGCGAUCUCGGGACCUCAACCAACAACGCCACAACCGACGGUAUGACGGAGCCUGGCACCAUCGAGACGAUGGCACUAACGACGACUGCAACGACGACUACGAGUGUCGCCUCUUCGACGCCGUCGGAGAUUGUAACCGAGGUCGUAUUUGAGCGUCCUUAUGGGCGUGCCGUGCGCAAGCAGGCGACGCCUUUGCCGGAUCGUAAGUGGACGGAGAGGGAUUUGCCGAGCGUUGGAUCUGAUACGCCACUUGUUGCGCUUGCGGCUCGUGGCGGGUGGACGAGUGAGUUGGAAGACGACGAAGAUAGGCGGGUUGUUUUGGAGUGA
Molecule: messenger RNA, 2700 nt
Organism: Serendipita indica DSM 11827
Lineage: Eukaryota; Fungi; Basidiomycota; Agaricomycetes; Sebacinales; Serendipitaceae
Source: the annotation of a GenBank genome assembly